UUCCCUCCCUCCUCUCUUUCAUUCACUAAUCUCCACAGAAUCUUAAGAACAAACCCACCACUCUCACACUUGUCCAACUCUUACCUCAAAUAUCUGCAUUGUUUCAUUCCUUCCAUUUGUCUAAACACCCUGGAAACAGAGCCUCAGCUCUCUAUUUUCCAUCUUUCUCUCCUUUCCUUUUUAUGGUCCUGGAUUGGAGUGUGAGUGGCAUUCUCAUACAUAUAUAUGGCCGGGGCCUGGACAAGAACUCCCUGGAUUUGAUCGCUGAAUCUUGUAUCACUCCUCAUUUUUGUUCUGCUGUUCUUGAUUCUCCGGGCCUUUCUCUUUGAAAUAACUGAGAAAUGGCCGUCGAGAAACACGUUGUAUCAGUUCUAACAAUGGCAGGAGGAAUCCUGCACGAAAUCUUGAGUUUCAUCGUUUUUACUAUGUUAGACCUCCUGGAUUUCCUUCUUUGCUACGCCUUCAAGGUCGCGGAUGUUAUCAUGGAAGCUGAGCGGAAGCCUUGCUAUUGUUCAUCAGGGAAGGAAGCAAUCACCAGCAGCGGGAAGAUCCUGGUUUCCGAACAAGGGGAGUCAAAGAUAGUCAGUUUAACUUGCAGCAAGUUGCAGCUGGAGGAAAUCUCCGACACUCUCUACGCUCGCCCGUCGUGGGUUUCCAAGUUCUCGAAAUGCAGCUUUCUGCAGUCCUCGAAGAGGAUCAGCCGACGAAGUGCGGGGCCGGUUCGGCCUACGUUCACUGUUAAUCCGACCAUCGUUGAAAUGCUGCAAGGCAGGAUUGGGAGGCAGCAGAUGUUUCCGGUUCCUAGAUGGUCGGAUUGCGAUUGCAAGACUUGCACAUCUUGGACUUCGUCCUCCUGCAAAGAAACUCUCUUUGUGAAAGCUGAUGGUGCUAAAGACAUUGUGCAAGAAGAUGUGUUGUUCAUUCAUGGGUUCAUAUCAUCCUCAGCAUUCUGGACCGAAACACUGUACCCCAACUUCUCAAAGUCUGCGAAAUCCAAAUACAGAUUGCUUGCGGUGGAUCUGCUAGGGUUUGGGAGGAGCCCUAAGCCUACGGAUUCGCUGUACACGUUGAGAGAGCACUUAGAGAUGAUUGAGAGGUCUGUUCUUGAGGCGUACAAUGUCAAAUCUUUCCACAUUGUGGCGCAUUCGUUGGGCUGCAUUUUGGCUCUUGCUCUUGCCGUCAAGCAUCCAGGCUCGGUCAAGUCCUUGACGUUACUUGCACCGCCAUAUUUUCCAGCGCCAAAGGGUGAAGCAUCCGCACAACACAUGAUGAGAAGAAUUGCCCCACGGCGGCUGUGGCCGAUGAUCACAUUUGGUGCGUCAAUAGCUUGUUGGUACGAACACAUCACUCGGGCGUUUUGCCUUGUGAUGUGCAAGAACCACCGUCUCUGGGAAUCUAUCACCAGACUACUCACCGGAAACAGGGUGAGAACGUACUUGUUCGACUGCUUCUUUCUUCAUACACACAACGCUGCGUGGCAUACCCUACACAACAUCAUCUGUGGAACUGCUGGAAAGAUCGAAGGCUACUUGGACGAGGUCGAGAACAAAUUGAAGUGCGAGAUCACGAUACUUCAUGGGAAAGAUGAUGAGCUGAUUCCUGUCGAGUGCAGUUACAACGUGCAAUCAAGAAUCCCUAGAGCCCAUGUUAAGGUGGUCGAGAACAAAGAUCACAUUACCAUAGUCGUCGGAAGGCAAAAGGCCUUUGCUCGGGAGCUUGAGGGUAUUUGGAACAGUGCAGCAAGUGGCCAUAGGGUGUGAAUUUCCUUAGAAACUCAACAUGAAAAAACGUUCUUUUUUUGGUUCUCCGACUCCAUUCUCAGGACUCGAACCUAUGAUCUAUUUUUUACACGAACAAGUUGCAUCAUUAGGCCGCUUGAUCAUCCUUUAAACAUGACAAAAAUGGUUCUCAUUGAUUUUCAUCAAGAUUAGGGUAAGAAAAUUGGGGGUGUUUGGCAAGUUCUUUUUUUUCUUUUUUUUUUUUUAUCUGAUCCUUAAUUUCUUGUUCUCUUCUUAUGAACUUUAUAUAUGU
Messenger RNA from Sesamum indicum (sesame), 2031 nucleotides. RefSeq names its product putative lysophospholipase BODYGUARD 3. The record is from RefSeq and is a predicted model, not a curated record. NCBI's taxonomy places the organism in Eukaryota, Viridiplantae, Streptophyta, Magnoliopsida, Lamiales, Pedaliaceae.